Molecule: messenger RNA, 2301 nt
Organism: Triticum aestivum (bread wheat)
Lineage: Eukaryota; Viridiplantae; Streptophyta; Magnoliopsida; Poales; Poaceae
Product: WAS/WASL-interacting protein family member 2
Exons: 4
Coding region: 1-1110 (369 amino acids)
Source: RefSeq, a predicted model, not a curated record
AUGACGGGGCGGGUCGGCGAGGAGGCGAUGGUGAACUUGGCGAAGCAGGGGAGGUCCGGGCGCCGGGGAACCACAACGGCGGGGCAGAUCUUGGCAGAAAAGAGGUCAGGGACGGUGAGCUCGGGCAUCCAUGUUGUCCUCCUGACAGUGCGCAGGAACAACGGGGCAAGGGUCGCCGGGCAGCGGAUCUGGCGGAGAGAAAGGAAAUGGCAGGGCACGGCCUGGCCGGGCGGCGCGACGGCUCAGGCAGGGAAGGGCAGCUGCAACCUCAGCUACCCAACCAACGGGUCAACGCCUCUUCCUCAAAACCUAAACUACCCGACCCGAGACGACAAAAAAAGAAUCAGGAUCCCCCGUCCCCGCCUUGAUAAGCUCCACCAGUGCGCCGGCCUCCCCCUCCACCAACGCGCCACCGGGGCCUCCCCUCCCCCACCGCGCCGCCGCUGCCUCCCCCUCCCCCAGAACGCCGCCGCGGCCUCCCUCUCCACCAGGCACCGCCGUGUCCCCACCUUCUCCCUCAGCUCCAGCCGCCGCCCCACCCUCUCCCUUGGCUCCGGCCGCAGCCCCCCACCUUCUCCCUUGGCUCUGGCCGCCGCCCCCACCCUCUCCCUCUGCUCCGGCCGCCGCCCCCGCCUUCUCCCUUGGCUCCAGCCGCCGCCCCCCACCCUCUCCCUCGGCUCCGGCCGCCGCCCCCACCCUCUCCCUUGGCUCCGGCCGCCGCCCCGCACUCCAACCGUGGAUCGAGCCGACGCGGUUGCCCUGCACCAGAUCGCGUCGCCCAGAACCACCUGUCGCCACCACGUCCUCCCCGCGCUGCCCCUAUCUCUCCUUGCUCCGCCGCCAGCCGAGCACCUUGUCACCUCCAUUGCUGUUCAGCACUUCCUCCAGUUCCUCCGAUGGGGGCUGCGCUUAUCCACUCCUACUGCUGACCCAGCUCACUCCAAUCCCUCCACCACGCUACCUCCUCCCGCUGGCGAGCCUCCAUUGAUGCAGCACCCCGGCCGUUCACUAUCGCCACCCCGGGCCGUUCAACAAGACAUCAAGCACAUGUUUUCAGAAUCCAGCAGUGAAGCUGGUGCUCUGUCUUCCACUCUUCUGUUCAUCGUCUAGGCACCGUCCGACUACGAAGAUGGAGUCCUACUCCUACGCGAACGGGGCCAAAUUUGAUUGCUUGCUGUUUGGUACGUCAAUAACUGACGUCUCUUUCAUUGCACUGCUAUAUUUCGAUCAUGGAGUUCUCUGCCAGAACUUUCUUCUUGAACCCCUCGUCGAUUAUUUCUUGACAUGCGUCUUCAGACAUGGAUGAAACCCUCUACCCACUGAGCUUAGGGAUCAACAUAGCCUGCCGCAAGAACAUCCAAGGUAAGUACAUUAGUACAGUAAUAAACUUACACCAAUCCUCUGUUUUCAUGCUACAGAAUUCGUGUGCUCAUACUACUUGUAUCUACCUAAUCGCAUACUGUUAGCUAUGUAAAAACAUCUACUGUUGGCAGUUAGAAAGAAUAGUAGCAAGUCCAAGCUCUCUUUGAGUGGAGGUACAUAACCAAUUCAAAUGCUUGUUUUGGUUAUGUUUAAGGAAACUCAUAUUUUUUUAUCUUUGUCCACUGUUAGCUAUGUAAAAACAAUAGUGCAACGACUUGGUAGCAGUGAUAUUUUGGUCUGAUUAUAUAUCAACAACAGUGCAAUGACAGAAAAAACAUUAGUUCAAAAUAUAUAUGCAAGAUGUUUGGGAGCUCCACGCCGUCACCCGCCGGCGCACCUCUGCCUCUCCAUGGGCAGUGGAUCCUCCACCGCAGGUCAACCUCAUGGCAGCAGGCAGUUCGACGCUCUCUGUCGUGCUAUGUUCAACGCUCCCUUGAGCUCCACUAGAACUACUUUUCGGCCGCGUCUGCACCUCUGAAAAGGUACCAAUUCGAACACUGAAGCUGGUUCUUCAAGCGAUCAAACUGGAUAUCUGUAUGAUUCAGAAAGUGAUUGACAAAAAAAGUUACAAACAGAACAGUUGUUGAUCUAUGUUUCUAAACAUGAGUGAGAGAAAAACUCCUAUGUAGAAAGUUCAUAUGACUCUGGUUGUUUUCAGUAUAUGCUCUAGUGGUGAUCAUGCAUAUGCUGUUUGAUUUUGUCAUGGAAUAUAUGAGAGCUAGUAUCAGUUUUAGUACUUAUGUUACGGCGAUUCGUUGACAAAAAAGUAUAUUAGUUAAUCAGAUGUUCAAUCGUGCAAAAAGUUUAAGUUCAUGUUUUGGAAGUUUGUAUGUUCAAAGACAUAAACCUCAUAUGUUCAGGAAAGAGUUUAAUUUUGAA